AAUUAGUUUCACAGAAAAAAAAAAUACUAUUAACACGUUUCUCAGUUGUGAUUGAGGUACACGAUAUUGCUUAAAAGAUAUCAAUUUAAUUCUUAAAGGAGAGUAGAAAAGUCGGAAUAAACACCAAAAAUCAGAAGCCCUACACGAGUUACUGUUAAAGAUAACCGCAUUUUCCAUAAUACAACCGAUUAGCUCACGUCCAUACAUAGAUCUCGCGGGAUUCGGGAGAUAUAUAACUCAGAUAGUUGCUGGGAAAUGUAGUUCAGAAGAUAAAUACGCAUGAAGUUAGUCUGCCUAGGAAACAGCAGCUUUGAGUGCUGCAAGUGCAGACAAGAAAAAUAUUGAGUUCAGGGUAAGGUGUACACAGUGGAUGAGAAUUACAUCGUGGUAACCCUCUGUCGUGCGAAAUCAACCUGCUUCUAGUUCCUCGUAUUAUUAUUAUUAUUAUUAUUAUUAUUAUUAUUAUUAUUAUUAUUAUUAUUAUUAUUAUUUACUUUUUAGAAAAAUGGCUAUGGAUUUGACUUUCCUGGGGACCGGCUCUGCCUACCCUUCGCCGCAUCGCGGUGCCUCAGCGCUGGUUCUUCGGAUAGAGGGGGACUGCUGGCUGUUUGACUGCGGUGAAGGGACACAGACGCAACUAAUGAAGAGCCAGUUGAAAGCUAGUAGGAUCACAAAAGUUUUUAUCACCCAUCUUCAUGGGGACCACAUGUUUGGACUCCCAGGUCUUCUCUGCACUGUGAGCCUUCACUGCACUUCCACUGCUGGCAAAGAUCACCAGCCUGUGGAGAUCUAUGGACCGGUUGGGCUGAGAAAGUUUCUCCGAGUCACUCUGGGGCUUUCCAGUUCACAGCUGCUGUUUCCUUAUGUAGUCCAUGAGCUUGUUCCUACUGCAGACCAGAGUCCACCAGAGGGACUUCUGGACCCAAAAAUGACUAACUGCGAUGAAGGACUUCAUCCACAAGAAGGCCAAGGAAGGACUAUUCACCUGGACCCGGCAGAUAACUCCUACACUCUUAUUGAAAGCGAGCAAGUCGUUGUUAAAGCAUUUCAGCUUUAUCAUCGGAUACCUUCCUUUGGGUUUGUGGUGGAGGAAGGGGAGCGUCCAGGAAGACUAAAUGUACAGAAGCUGAAGGAACUGGGAAUAAAGGCAGGACCAGUUUAUGGCAGACUAAAAACUGGACAAUCUGUAGUCCUAGAAAAUGGGGUCACAGUUUUCCCGUCAGAUGUUUUGGAGGAACCUAUCCCAGGAAGAAAGAUUUGUAUCUUGGGGGACUGCUGCAGCCUUGUGGGCGAUGCUGGUCAGCAGCUGUGCCAUGGAGCAGAUGUCCUUGUCCAUGAAGCCACGCUGGAUGACACCCAGAAAGACAAGGCCAUGGAGCACGGGCACAGCACUCCCAGCAUGGCAGCAGAGUUUGCUAAAGCGUGCCAAGCAAAGCAACUGGCUCUUUAUCAUUUUAGCCAGAGAUACAAGCCCCCAGCUCUUCUAAAAGAGGGGGAUGAGGAUGAUGUCAUGGAACUGAAAAGGCAAGCUGCAGCACAUUUAAAUGGCCAGGAGGUUAUAUUGGCUGAAGAUUUUUUAACAAUAGUAAUUCCAAUUAAAAAAGGAAUCUAGUUUUUGUAUUGUAUUUAUUGUAUCAGAAUAAAUUUUAAUGUGUUUUUUACUUU
Messenger RNA from Polyodon spathula (Mississippi paddlefish), 1665 nucleotides. Its product is annotated as zinc phosphodiesterase ELAC protein 1-like. Gene Ontology annotation, molecular function: 3'-tRNA processing endoribonuclease activity. Lineage: Eukaryota; Metazoa; Chordata; Actinopteri; Acipenseriformes; Polyodontidae. The transcript has 3 exons. Gene Ontology annotation, cellular component: nucleus. The record is from RefSeq and is a predicted model, not a curated record. Bases 506 to 1612 code for a protein of 368 amino acids.